GAAGAUAAAAUUGACGUUUUGUGAAGGACAAAAAGUGUUGUUUUGAGAAUUUUAUUCUGAAUGCCUCGAUUUAAUCAGAAUUUUACAAGUUAUUCCGGGGAAAUGGAGAAUCCUAAUUUUACAGAAGCUUCUGGAGCUAUGGAAUCGUCAGAUUUAGCAAAACAGAUGAUGGCUUUGAUGCAAAUGAUGGAACAGAACCGUAUAACGAGUGAAGAAAGGUUAACGAGACUUAUUCAGCAACAAGAUAAUGUCCAGAAAUACCAAAUUAUCCCAGACUUCAGUAAGUCUAUUAGUGAUUUUAACGGAGAAACAUUGGGGAAGACUGCAAUGGAUUGGUUGGAACAAUUGGAAACUACUGCGAUAAUACAUAAAUGGCCUGAAGAAUUCAAGUUAGAAACUGCGAAAAUACAUUUAGUUGGAGCAGCUAAGAAUUGGUUUAAUGGCAGUAAAACACAAGGAUGCAGACGAAUUAUUGCACGACAUUGUCAAUUUUUCUAAAGUGGAAGA
Molecule: messenger RNA, 507 nt
Organism: Sitophilus oryzae (rice weevil)
Lineage: Eukaryota; Metazoa; Arthropoda; Insecta; Coleoptera; Curculionidae
Exons: 2
Coding region: 61-498 (145 amino acids)
Source: RefSeq, a predicted model, not a curated record